UUCCGAGUACAUAGUUCACGACUGCAAACCAAAAUGAGUUGGUUCUUCUUUCUGUAUUAGCCUGGUGAGCGUUCAUCACCGACUGUCUCUCUCCUGUUCAGUGGAAAUGCGAUAUGCUUAUUGGUGACCCGUCUCCGAUUAAGAACGUGCUGCGCAUUAUGAAGAACAGAAUAAGGUUCCUGUUUGUCAUCAUCUCAACUCUGCAGUUAAUGAGCACAGGUGCCGGUCCUGUAGUGCACAAUGUGCAGGGGAUUGUGGGUGGAAGUGUAAAAAUGCACUGUGAGCUGGAGCACCCACACAUCGUUAGCAGAGUUUACUUCCAGAAGACAGAAGAUGGUAUGGAAGUCUUCAUCAACGGGUUUUACUCCAGAGGUCCACUCACAGUGCCUGAAGAGUACAAAGAUCGCACCAUCGUCGACCAAACAGAACUCAGCAUGGAGAUGUACAAGCUCUCUCCUGCCGACGAGGGAGAGUACACCUGUAUCAUCUUUUUCAGUAGUGACUCUCUCAUCAAAAAAACCAAGUUUCACCUCACAGUUACAGCCAAUUACAGCGUUUCAGUCAUAACCAUCUGGGGUUGCGGCAGUGACCCAGCCGACUAUAACUGCGUGAUCGGAUGCUCGGCGUCAGGGGGAUAUCCUCGCAGCAGUGUAACCUGGGGUGUGGUCGGAGCUGACAUGAGCAACCUCCUGAUGAGAAAAAGGGUCCCUGUGUUUACGCAGGACAGAGACUCGCUCCUUUGGAACGUGUCCCACGUUGUUAUGCUGAACUGCAGAUGGAUGGUUAACACCUGGAUCACCUGCUCUGUUGGGGGAGUUGUGUCACAUGGUGUUAGUGUGUGUGCCGGUCCUGUAGUGCGUUAUGUGAAGGGGAUUGUGGGUGGAAGUGUGAAAAUGCACUGUGAGCUGCAGCACCCACACAUCGUUAACAGGCUUUACUUCCUUAAGACAGUAGAUGGUAAGGAAGUCUUCAUCAACGGGUUUUACUCCAGAGGUCCACUCACAGUGCCUGAAGAGUACAAAGAUCGCACCAUCGUCAACCAAACAGAACUCAGCAUGGAGAUGUACGAGCUCUCUCCUGCCGACGAGGGAGAGUACACCUGUAUCACCUUUUUCAGUAGUGACUCUCUCAUCAAAAAAAACAAGUUUCACCUCACAGUUACAGUUACAGCCUCCUGAAGAGCAAAGGGGACCCUGUGUUUACGCAGGACAGAGACUCGCUCCUUUGGAACGUGUCCCACGUUGUUACGCUGAACUGCAGACGGAUGCUUAACACCUGGAUCACCUGCUCUGUUGGGGGAGUCGUGUCACAUGCAGUCAGUAUCCACAUCUAGACUAUUUCUAAUUAAGAUUCGCUUACGUUUAUCUAAAAAAAAGUAAAGUUUCACUGACAAUCAUACUUGUACAAGCAAUAUCUCAGCACACCUAUAUAGGUCUUCUUUUAUUCUCCCAAUUCCAAGGAAUAGAAAUUUGUAAAGGAUCAGUAUUUUAAAAAGUAAUUGCUAUGAAAUGUCAUGUAUAAAUAUAAACAUGUCUAAACAGCCAGAAGAAUUUCUUAAUAAAGAAAUUAAUAAUGUUGAAAUAUAUCUGCAUGUACGUGUGUGUGUGUGUGAUCUAUUUUUUCUAUACGUUAACUGUCCAGAUGUGCAUGCCAACCAAAGAUUUAUUAAAAGUUUUUUUUAUGUAAAUGCUAGUUGAAAUCAGUGAGACGUGAAGAAAAUGUAAAAAUGUAUGCAAGACUCGUAAGUUAUUCGUAAGUUCUUUGAAUGAGCAAAACUUUCCUAAAGAGCUACACACACACACACACACACACAAACACACAUUGAAUUUUUAAACAUCUUAAAACAUCUUAGGGAGUUUUUCCUUGCCACCGUCGCCACUCAGUGGCUUGCUCAGUUGGGAUAAAUUCGCACCUUUAAUAUCUGUAUACCAUGUUGAUAUUUCUGUAAAGCUGCUUUGAGACAAUGUCUAUUGUAAAAAGCGCUAUACAAAUAAAUUGAAUUGAAUUGAA
Messenger RNA from Ictalurus furcatus (blue catfish), 2010 nucleotides. RefSeq names its product T-lymphocyte activation antigen CD80. The coding region runs from base 114 to 1178 and encodes 354 amino acids. The record is from RefSeq and is a predicted model, not a curated record. The transcript is spliced from 6 exons. Lineage: Eukaryota; Metazoa; Chordata; Actinopteri; Siluriformes; Ictaluridae.